GAUUGCGACCCUUGGUGUUUUCUCUCUCUCUAAAGUACAAGUCGUUUUGGCGCGACUUCGCUGCUCUCCGCUUGCAGCCUAUAUGGUUCAAGGCAAGCAGCUAGCUGUCGCAGCUCAUUGACGUGCAACAAGGUCCUUGCGUAACGUCUAAUCUGAUGUGAACCAUGCCCCAGGCACAAGUAAACCAGUUCGGCGCUGUGGACUAUGUCGUCUUCGGUAGUACUCUCGUGGUCUCGGCGGGCAUUGGCAUUUUCUCAGCGCUGACGGGAGGCCACCAAAGAACGACAUCAGAAUUUUUAAUGGCAGACAGAAAGAUGGGUCCCAUUCCAGCAGCCUUGUCGUUAUUGGCCAGCUUCAUCUCGGCCAUAACUUUGCUAGGGACGCCUAAAGAAAUCUACGUGUAUGGUACAGAGUAUCUGUGGAUGGCGCUCAGUUACUUUCCGGCUAUUGCUGUUGCAGCGCAUGUGUAUCUUCCUAUCUUCUUUCGGCUCCAGGUGACCAGCGCACAUGAGAUCCUGUACUUACCCAUCGUGUUGUAUGCGCCUUCCUUAGCAUUAGAACAAGUAACCGGAUUAAACAAAUGGAUCGCCGUUGCCACUGUGGGAGUUGUCUGCAUUUUCUACACAAGCAUAGGUGGCAUCAAAGCCGUGAUGUGGACCGACACCUUCCAAAUAGGUGUUAUGUUCGCCGGUCUGCUGGCAGUGCUGAUCCAGGGGUCUCUUACCCUGGGAGGAUAUGAAAACGCCUGGAUAGCCAGCCUCGGGACGAACAGAGUUAACUUCCUGGAUUUCGACCCCGAUCCCCGAGAGCGCCACACAUUUUGGACCUGUAUAUUCGGCGGGUUCUUCACCUGGCUCACUGUCUACGCCUGUAACCAAGCUCAGAUCCAGAGAGCACUCACAGUGACCGACCUCAGGGGGGCACAGAUUGCAUACUGGGUCAACGCGCCUGGUCUAGCCAGCAUCAUCAUUCUUAGUGCUAUGUCUGGGAUACUCAUCUUCGCACACUACUUUGAUUGUGAUCCUAUGAACAACGGGGACAUUAAUGAACUAGAUCAGCUUCUGCCUCUGUUUGUAAUGGACAAGUUUGCCAAAAUACCUGGUCUACCUGGCCUGUUCACGGCCUGUCUGUUUAGUGGGGCGCUCAGUACAAUAUCGACUGGACUGAACAGCCUGGCAACUGUUUUCACGGUAGAUAUAUUUGAGCAGUUUUGCUGUAAAAAGAUUCCAGACAGCAAAGCCACUAUUGUAUCUAAAGUUCUCUCGGUAACCUUUGGCUGUAUCAUGAUCGGCAUGACCUAUAUAGCGUCACUUCUUGGAGGCGUUUUGCAGGCCUUCAUUGCUUUGUUCGGCAUGGUUGGAGGGCCUCAACUCGGACUCUUCUCUCUUGGAAUAUUUUUCCCCUGGGCAAACUGGAAGGGCGCCAUAUCCGGCCUCAUCUCUGGUCUGUUGCUGACGUUCUGGAUCGGUGUUGGCGCCCAAGUCUACAAACCAAUUCUUUGGACAGCCCCAGUGUCCACUGCUGGCUGUAUUGCCGCCAAUGCGACCAACUUGACCUUGACCGACAAUUUCACAGACAUAAUGGCCAAUUUGUCCACUACACCAGUCACACAAUUAGAGUACGCGCCGCCACUAGGAGGUUGGUAUGAUAUAUCCUACUUAUGGUACGCAGGAUUUGCCGUGCUGGUGGUUCUUGUUGUCGGGUUAACGGUCAGCGCAGUUACAGGUUUCACGGAUCCAAAGACCUUGGAUCAUCACUUGAUCUCUCCCAUAUUUGACGUGAUGUGUUGCUGCUGUCCACUGGCAUGUCGUGAAUGUCUUCGCUGCGGGCUUCCGCAUGAUCCGGCGCAGUUCCAUUACUUCUGUGUGUGCAAGAACGUGGAGAAGGCAGACACUCAGGACGGAGUUGUCACUACAGAAAUAUAGGAUCUUUAUUUCACAAAUAAAUCGAAAUUGUUUGGCGAAAGCUUAGACUGAUAGCUGACGAUACUGUAUAAAGUCUAUAAAGGAGACUUAGUCACAUUGGUAUAAGGGCGGGAACACUGCUUAAUGUUACUUUUCUUACGAUAGUUGGCUAAAUUACGAUGGUGAGCAGCAGUAUGCGUCACAAAAGUAAUAAAAUGUAACCCGAAAGUUUAUUUUAACCUUUAUACCGAAAUUUUGAUCUAUUUUGACUUCAAGAUAUAUUGGUAGUAGACCAAUAAAGUGAAAUAUUGUUAAUAUUUCAGAUCACUAUUUACCACUGCAGUGAAUCUUUGUAAGCUGAGGUAGACAAAAUUUUGGGUCUUAGACUGCAUUCCCACAGAUUUAGAUCGAUCCAUCUGGAUCGACCUAACUCCCUGGGGGUUCACGCUAAA
Molecule: messenger RNA, 2356 nt
Organism: Lingula anatina
Lineage: Eukaryota; Metazoa; Brachiopoda; Lingulata; Lingulida; Lingulidae
Product: sodium-coupled monocarboxylate transporter 1
Biological process (GO): sodium ion transport; transmembrane transport
Cellular component (GO): membrane
Molecular function (GO): symporter activity
Source: RefSeq, a predicted model, not a curated record